UGACCACAAAUCAUAUCAUUCGAUUCAUGAUCUUUCUUCUCGCUUCAUCAUUCAGCGAAUUGUCUUCUUUUGAAAAUCAUUAUUUUCCGACAAAUUUAACAGUGAAAAAUUAAAAUGGCCGAUUUUUUCAAAAUCGAUGAGGUGGAUUCAUCCUUCGAACAACAACAACAUUCUCAUUCAUAUAUGGUCGAUAUGAAUUCUAUUUUAAUUGAUAAUAAUAAUCCAAUUAUUGGAGAUGUAACGACAGCAGCAACAGCAGCAACAACGACAACAACAAUGUCGACAACAUAUCAUUUAUUAUCGAGUGUCGGUCCAGAUUAUUACCUGAAUAAUUGUUCUCAACCAAACAUGGUUGAAUUUUCAAAUGUCAAUCCGGUGUAUGAUGAAAAUGACGAUAAACAAAGUGACAAACAUUUUAUUGACUCAUUCAAUUUACCAGUUGAUCUCGGUACAAUUUCAUCACAGCCUUCGGCAACCAAUGGACUCGGUCAUUAUUAUAACGAAACAAAUAAUUUGAAUUAUACACCAAUUUAUUCAAACUAUUCUCAAUCAUGGCCAGAUUCAUCUACUGAUUCUUCGAAUUUUUCUGCAUCAGCAAACAUUUUAGAUUCAUCAAUCCAAACACCAUUGGAACAAACACAAUAUUAUCCUUUCAAUUAUAUGGUUAAUAUUCCUGGACAACAUCAUUUGCAAUCAAGCGCUACAAACGAAUGGAAUAAUUAUGAUAAUAAUAAUGAUUUUUCAUUCUCAAAUGCUUAUGUGACUCCAUCCUCGGUUUCUUGUGUUUCAUUAUCGGAAGCAAAAUCCACAGAUGACAGUCCAAAACCUGAACCGGUUCAGCCUGAACAAAACAAACAAUCAUCAAUCAAGGUCAAAACACCUAUCAAUCAAAAGUCUAAUUCUAAUCAUUUAGCCGAUGAUUUAGCGAGAAAACUUGAAAUGAAACGUGAAAGAAAUCGUGUUGCUGCACGUAAAUGUCGAAACAAGAAACUUCAACAAAUCGAAGAAUAUGAAAAAAAUAUUGCUAUUCUACAGAAAGACAUAGAAAAAUCUGAAGCUGAAUUAAAAAUAAUAAAUGCUAGAAAAUUCGAAUUACGUGCUGCAAUUAUGAAUGCAUUAAGUUCAAUUCCAUUGGUAUGUCCAGAAAAAGCAAUAAUAUUCGAACAAAAUAAUCAAUAAUCAUCGUUCAACAAAUAACUAUUUCAUUUACUAAUCAUAAUUAAUUAAUUGAUUGAGAAUUUAAUUGGUAAGAUUCUAUAUACUUAAAUUGACUUGCUUAUUCAACGAAUUUGUGCAUUUUUUUCUUGAAUAAAUAAAUUUUCCACUUA
This is a messenger RNA of Dermatophagoides pteronyssinus (European house dust mite), 1328 nucleotides long. RefSeq lists its product as uncharacterized. Gene Ontology annotation, biological process: regulation of cell population proliferation; regulation of transcription by RNA polymerase II; regulation of cell cycle. The record is from RefSeq and is a predicted model, not a curated record. Gene Ontology annotation, cellular component: transcription regulator complex. Lineage: Eukaryota; Metazoa; Arthropoda; Arachnida; Sarcoptiformes; Pyroglyphidae. Gene Ontology annotation, molecular function: RNA polymerase II cis-regulatory region sequence-specific DNA binding; transcription factor binding; DNA-binding transcription factor activity, RNA polymerase II-specific.